Molecule: messenger RNA, 4609 nt
Organism: Drosophila nasuta
Lineage: Eukaryota; Metazoa; Arthropoda; Insecta; Diptera; Drosophilidae
Gene: Pex23
Product: tectonin beta-propeller repeat-containing peroxin 23
Exons: 5
Coding region: 143-4204 (1353 amino acids)
Cellular component (GO): membrane
Molecular function (GO): carbohydrate binding
Source: RefSeq, a predicted model, not a curated record
CUGUUAUCAGUUAUUCGACAGUGUGGCAGUAUUAAAUCAACUUGAACGGAAAAUCAAUUAUUUGGUAAAUGCGUGGCACCCACAAUGGAACACAAAGAAAGACUGUUGUAGCGAAAGAAGUUUAGUUAAAAAACACUCCGCCAUGCCCAGCAGUCUACUGUUCGCCACCAGCAGCGAGGGCCGCGUUCACACGCUGUCCACAAGCUCAAGUGGAUGGCGCGAAUUCCCCUAUCUUGGAUUGGAGUUCAAGAAAAUCAGUGCUGUGCCCAACUAUAUGUGGGCCAUUGGUGGCGAUCGGCAGGUGUAUGUGCAUGUGCAUGGACUCGAUGUGCCCAUUCGUGUCAAAGAGGAAUCCUAUGAGAACGAACGUUGGCUGCCCAUCGAGGGAUUCUCGAAGACGCUGCUGCCCACCGAUCGCUAUCGUUACUCAAAUGUUGAUGGCAGCGUCGAACGGAGCGUCGACAAGAUACGUUUGCCUUCCAUGGCCUGGCAGUGGGAUGGUGAUUGGCAUUUGGAUCUCGAACUCGAUGGCCAGCAAUUAGCCGAGGAUGGCUGGAUGUAUGCACUGGAUUUCCCAGCAUCCUAUUCAGCCAAAAAGUCAUGGAACUCAUAUGUGAGGCGUCGCAAGUGGAUACGCUUUCGACGCUAUGCGGCGCUCAAUAGCUGGUGUGCCGUCGCUCCAUUGCACAAGGAUCCUACACAGGAGCCCUUCAUCGAUGUAGCCAUCGGAGGCACCCACGUACCCAAUGCUCGAGUUGGCACUCUUUGCGUAUGGGCCAUAACGGCUCAUGGUCGUGCCAUGUUUCGCACUGGUGUCACACAGUUUGCUCCCGAAGGUCUGCGCUGGACUGCCAUCAAUACUCCCACUGGAAGCGAGCUCGCCCAAAUUAGCGUAGGUCCCACUGGCCUGGUUUGGGCUGUGCUCUACAAUGGUCGCGUUAUUGUGCGCACGGGGAUAACUCGGGACAACCUGUCGGGCGAGGCAUGGCUAGAUGUCAAAUCACCAGUUGCUACAAGUUCGCAAUCGGAUACGCCGCGUGGACUGCGUAUUGUUCAGAUCUCGGUGGGCACCGAUGCCGUGUGGUGCAUUACAAACGAUAAUCAUGCGUGGUUUCGACGUGGCAUCAAAGGCGAUGCGGCAGGCAUAAGUGAGGAUGCCGCCAUAGGAAGAGGCUGGGUGGAAAUGGUAGGCAAUCUAUCAAUGAUCUCGGUGGCUCCUAAUGAUCAGGUGUUUGCUAUUGGCGCAGCUGAUCGCGCCAUUUACUAUCGAUCUGGCGUCAGUGCAGCGGAUCCCACCGGCAAAAAGUGGCUGAAGAUACAGUGUUCAAUGCAAAUAAGUCGGUCAUCCAGUUCCUUGUCCAUUGUGUCACGUAAGAGUGGAGGCAGCAGCUCCACGCCCGGUUCCAAACAUCAAAGCUUCUCCAAUCUGUAUUCGAAGGAAAAAGAGAAGGGCGUGGUGGAAACGUGUGCUGUCAUUGAAACCGUCAGCAACCACAGCAAUGCAUCCCUCAGCAAUGGUCUCAAUAAUCGCUUGAAGAAUGAGCGUUGGAAGCUCAACGCUGACUCGCCGCCCACAAUUGGCAGUCUUAAUUUGAAUGAGCGGCAGAAACAUCGUGCCACCGCCUUGCGAGAGACCUCCUCGCAUGCCUCCAGUGCACCUGCUGCAGACAUUGCCGAGAUCACCGGCAAAUUCGAGACACAGCUGAAGAAUCCACGCGCCUGGUCGCCAGUGCGCAGCGUUGGCUCUGUUGUGGGCACGGAGGCGCAUCCGGAAAGCGAUUUGGCUGUAUUUGAGUCGGAAUCCACGCAUGGAUCUGAUGCCUUCCUAGGCGAAGAUGACGACCACAAUGGCUCACAGUUUUGGACCGAGUGUGCGGUAAUGUGGAGCUGCAUUGCAACGGGCGCCGUCACCGUUGAUGUCAACAACAUACCCAAUUGGUUCAACGACCACUUGGCGAACGACGGCAAAGCCGAGGCGAAUCCCAUGUGGCGCAACGAUAUACUCGACAAGCUCAAGCAACGCCAACUCAGUCUGGCCAAGUUGCAGCAGGUAACGCACUUCGAGAAGGCCGUGGAGCUCACCUCUUGGGUGAAAUCAGCUGAUGCUCGCUAUCAGCAUCCAGCUGGUGACUACGACGACUGCAUCAUUGAGCUGGAGUGGGUAAGCGGUACAGGCACGGGAAGCGACAGCACCACCGACAGCGAUUCCGGUACCUUCACGGUGCUCAGCCCUGAUGGAGCUGCCACCAAGAUACAGUUCACGCUCUCGGAUAUUACGUGUGUGCAGUGCUGCAGUGAACCGGGCGCGCCACGUCUGGCCAUACACGCAGUGCAUCUGCCUAUCAAUUUCAGUCCCGUCAAGCUGCAGUUUGCCGGCGAUGCCGAAAUGGAGGAUUGGUUAUCGCACUUGUCGUCGGUGUGCAGCCAAAUCAAUAUGCUAAUGGGCAAGCCGGCGAGCAAUGCCAUCUGGCUGACCAGCGAUCUGGGUGAUGUGUUUGUCUUUGAUGCGGCCAACAUGAAGGCGCAGCAGUUGGAGAAAACCGAUAGUGGAAACUGUCACUACGUGGAACGCAUGGAUCUGUCCACCUGCGAGACGCCCUACUACAACACGCUCUACAAUGGCAUGCCUUGUGGCAGCGAACUGGAAAUCACUGGCUGUGUGUACGAUGAUGCCGACCAAAUACGCUUCGAUUUGCAGUGCCAUUCGAAUAUCAAGGCAUUGCCUCAUCGUGUGGAGAAGUAUCGUGUGAUUGCCAUGCAUUUGAAUCCACGUUUCAAUGAGCGCACAACAGUACUCAACUCCAUGGUUGACUCAGAGUGGCUCGAUGAAAUACGGAACGAUCGCAUGGUAUUUGCACCUGGCGCUAGUUUCACUGUUAAAAUUAGAGCUCUUCAGAAUCAGUAUCAGAUAGUAGUCAACAAUGCGCUCUACGCCGACUAUAAAUAUCGCACUGAUCCCGCCGCCGUCACUUGCCUCUAUGUCAGUGGACGCGUUAAGCUCUUCAAUGUCGUGUAUCGUUCGCCCUCGCUGAUUGUGUCGAUGCAGCAGAUGCACUGGCGACAAAUGGGUGGACAUGUUAAGCGUGUUUACAACAGUGGCGUCGAUGUUGUCUGGGGCAUUGCUUGCGAUAAUACAGCUUGGGCGUAUAAUAGCGGCUGGGGCGGCAUGUUUCUCAAAGGACUUGAGGGAUCGGGCAAAAUUAAUACCAUGAUCGAUACACACACUUAUUAUGUGUAUGAGAAUCAACGCUGGAAUCCCAUUAGUGGCUUCACUGCCAAGAGCUUGCCCACCGAUAGACAUAUGUGGAGCGAUGCCACUGGACGACAAAAGCGUAGCAAGGAGCACACCAAGCUGCUGUCCACGCACUGCGAAUGGAUCUCCGACUGGGCCAUUGACUAUAACAUUCCCGGUGGCGCUGAUAAGGAAGGUUGGCAAUAUGCCAUCGACUUUCCAGCUAACUACCAUGCGCACAAGAAGCUGACGGAUUGUGUGCGACGACGACGUUGGAUGAAAAAGUGCAGGCUUAGCAGCAGCGGACCUUGGCAAGAACUCAGCCAUUCCAAGAUACUUGAUGCUGCCUUACAGGUGUUGGACGACGAUGUAGACAGCGCGCUUAAUGUAGAGGAUAUGCCCGUGGCUGCUUGGGCCAUUGCCUCGAAUGGCGAUGUUUUGAUUCGACAUGGCGUUACCACAUUGAACCCACGCGGAGAUAGCUGGGAGCACAUUGUUAGCGAUCAGCCGCUGAUUGGCAUUAGCGUGUCGCCAACAGGACAAGUGUGGGCGGUUGCCAGGAAUGGUAUGAUCUUCUAUCGCUUUGGCGUCAAUAAGCUCAAUCCGUGUGGCGACGCUUGGCAACAGGUGGAGGCCCCACCGGGCGUUACUUUUAAGGCUAUUAGUGUGGGUCGUGCUGGUAUCUGGGCAUUGGACAACCAGCAACGGUUGGCAGUGCGCAAGGAGAUCACUCGCACAUUCCCCGAAGGAUCGCAUUGGCAAUUUCUUCCAAAUGCUGCCAAUGUUCCGCCACACACGGAAACACACUGUGGCUUUAGAUCCGUAUCAGUUGGCAAAGAAGUCUGGGCUAUAUCCCUAAAUGGCGUCGUUUGUCGGCGAUGCGGCAUAACCAAAGAGAAUCCAGCAGGAGCUGGAUGGAAUCUCGGCAUUGCAGGCCAGUGGCAACAUUUGUCUGUGGAGGGUUAUAUGUAACCUGCAUUCCGCUUUCAGUAUUUAUAUGUGUAUAUAUUCCCAGUUACCCAAUAUGGGUACGAAAUGGGUGAUAACGUUGUGCAUAUUUAUAGAACAGUCAUUGUAUUGGAUGCACAUAGGAUGUUUAGUCAAAACAUUAUUCUUAAUUUGCGAAUAAUCUACAAAAAUUAUUCCUUUACGAUACAUUCUGUAAUCAACUAAAUUUAUUUUAUAUUGAUAUUGUCAGCAUCAUACUUCCUUAUAAUUUUAAAUUAUUUAAUUAUUAAUAGAGCUAAGUCUAAGUUAUGUGCAUCCAUUCGACAGCCAAGUCUAAUUUAAAUUAUUAUAUUUAUUAUUUAUAUUCAACUAGCGAACCUGACAUGUAUUUAUACAGCUUUUGCAUAAUACAUUGCUUAGAUUUACAAA